UCGAAGAAAUUGUGGAAAAAUUUGUGUGGCCUGUAAUCGAGUAUAGGUUAUUUGGAAUGUCUGCAAAAUUUAUUAAAUUGAAUGCGUAAAUAAUUUUCGUGAAACCCGAAAAUUGAAGAAUUUUCCCCAUCGGUGGUGCAAAUUGCAAUUUUGGUGUACCAAAAAAGUAAAGGACGGGAAAACGAAGGCAGUGAAAAAAUCGUACCGCGGUGGAAAAGUUGGAAAAGAACCUAAAUAAUUAUUUUUUGCUACACCAACACAACAAUUUUAUAUUCUUUUCAAAAAACUAAAAAACUUAUCGCACAAUUUGUUUAAAGAAGCACAAAUAAGAAUUCACCCCCCUUGAGGAGGGCAAGAACGAUCAAACUUAAACGGAACUAAAGGGAAAAUAUAUUGAAAAGAGGCAAGCAGGAAGUAUAUAUACAUAUAUGCAUGCAUAUAUAUAUAUAUAUAUAUAUAUAUAUAUAUAUACACACUUGAUUGAACAGCGGAAAACAGUGUAGAAGAUAUCCAGACAACGUUAAAGAAAAAAGCAGAUUUGUAUCAGAUUUUCGAAUUAUUACUUUUCCGCAGAACUGCAAAAAUACGUUAAGCUUCCAGGAAAUUAGAAAAUUUCUUGCGAUUAGAAAAGUGUGGACAAGUUUUCAAAAGCUUUUGUGAAAGAUAAAAGCAGCAGAUAUAGGGAUUUUCAACUCUAAUCAACAGCGCAUAUUAAUAGUAAUUUCCCUGGAAUUGCAACAUUUGUAGAUACAUUCGCCCACAAUGAAUGAGCUGGAUAGUCUGAGACAAGAAGCUGAGUCACUUAAGAAUGCGAUACGCGAUGCCCGCAAGGCGGCCUGCGACACAAGUUUGGUACAGGCAGCCGCCUCACUAGAGCCGAUCGGUCGUAUACAAAUGCGGACAAGACGAACAUUGCGCGGUCAUUUGGCAAAAAUUUAUGCCAUGCAUUGGGGUAAUGAUUCUCGUAAUUUAGUAUCAGCUUCUCAGGAUGGCAAAUUAAUCGUUUGGGACUCGCACACCACUAAUAAAGUGCAUGCCAUACCGUUGCGUUCAUCGUGGGUAAUGACGUGCGCAUACGCUCCGUCAGGCAGUUACGUCGCGUGCGGUGGCCUGGAUAACAUGUGUUCAAUUUAUAAUCUGAAGACCCGCGAAGGGAAUGUGCGCGUUUCCCGCGAGCUACCUGGGCAUGGUGGCUAUUUGUCAUGCUGCCGUUUUCUAGACGAUAAUCAAAUCGUUACUAGCUCUGGCGAUAUGACCUGUGGAUUAUGGGACAUAGAGACGGGCCAGCAAGUAACCUCCUUCCUGGGACAUACAGGUGAUGUCAUGGCGCUAUCUUUAGCACCUGGGUGUCAGACCUUUGUUUCUGGAGCAUGCGAUGCAUCAGCUAAACUAUGGGACAUCCGAGAAGGCGUAUGCAAACAGACUUUCCCUGGUCACGAGUCUGAUAUAAAUGCGGUGACAUUUUUCCCUAACGGCCAAGCUUUUGCCACCGGUUCAGAUGACGCAACAUGUCGUUUAUUUGAUAUACGUGCCGAUCAGGAACUAGCAAUGUACUCACAUGAUAAUAUUAUAUGCGGCAUUACAUCUGUAGCGUUUUCCAAGAGUGGCCGCUUAUUGCUUGCCGGCUAUGACGAUUUUAAUUGCAAUGUUUGGGACACAAUGAAAGCGGAACGCUCCGGUAUAUUGGCCGGACAUGACAAUCGUGUUUCUUGUCUGGGUGUCACUGAAAAUGGCAUGGCUGUGGCAACGGGUUCGUGGGACUCCUUCUUACGUGUGUGGAACUAAGCAAAACCGAGUAGCCACUCUCUCCUUUAUAUCUAUCCGACUUAAGUGAAUAGAAAACAGAAAAAAAAAAACAAGCCUCAGUACUAUUACAUACAAAAAACAUGAUGUGCUUAUAGCGAUGCAGACGAGUGGAUGCAAAUAUACGGAUAACUGCGAGGCCCAUGUUGUGUUUUCGGAUUUUUUGUUUUUAUAUUUUCUUUGUUGGCUUAGUUAUUUGUUUUUUAUGUUCCAUAAAGUGGCGAAGUGGUAUUUCCCACUUAUUUUAUUUUUUUAUAAUUUCUUUACUUUAAGUCGCCUAUCGCAAGCAUCCAUUCAUAUACUCAUCUACCGUCUGCUGCUGAACGUCAAAAAAGUCAACAUAACACUCAACACGCACAAAAACACAC
This is a messenger RNA of Glossina fuscipes, 2171 nucleotides long. RefSeq names its product guanine nucleotide-binding protein subunit beta-1 (gene Gbeta13F). The transcript has 3 exons. Gene Ontology annotation, cellular component: heterotrimeric G-protein complex; cytoplasm. Gene Ontology annotation, biological process: G protein-coupled receptor signaling pathway. The record is from RefSeq and is a predicted model, not a curated record. NCBI's taxonomy places the organism in Eukaryota, Metazoa, Arthropoda, Insecta, Diptera, Glossinidae. The coding region runs from base 763 to 1785 and encodes 340 amino acids. Gene Ontology annotation, molecular function: protein binding; signaling receptor complex adaptor activity.